AUGAGUGUCAAAGACUUGAGUCCGGCACAAUGCGUGCUGUUGGCAGUCCACCUGGCUUCCGAGUCCAACAUCCAAGCUCUGCACUCCUUCACGCCCUCUCGCCUCGAUGCCCUCGAUCCCGAGCUGGUCUUGCGGAUUGUCCUCACCUUUCUCCCCGAAGCCGUCGAUCCCCGAGAGUACACGGGUUAUAUUGGAGAAGUGGCAUCGCGGCUGUACCUCGACGUGGAGCGGCAAGAGGUGGCCGUGGACACAACACCCGUUCAGGACAUCUCGGAGCAGAUUGCGCGGAAGCGCGUCAAGAAACUACAUUUACUCCCCAUCCAACCCGCGACAUAUCCUUCACACGCGCCGAAAGACCUCCUCACCCAUUUUCUGUGCCAUCGAGCCCUCCGAAUCGACUCCGAAACUGGUCUGCUCAAUCUGGUGCCCUCGCUGAUUGAACCAUUCCUCAAUCGCAAUGAUUACAUUCGCAGCUGGUACAUCUCCGUCGUACUUCCCCUCCUCCGCUUAGAAGUGGAAUACUACCCGGACGAUGCCUCUCUGGCCAUUCCGCUGAGCGAGUUCGAUGCGCUCGAGGCUCCACAAGGCAUGCGGUUCUUGUUGAAUAGGGCGGCGGAUCCCACCCGAGAACCCACGGAAACAGAGCGGCAGAACAUUGCGCGAGAUAUCAAGACUCUGGUUGGACCGUGGAUGUAUGGCUGCACAGAUCGCAAACGGAGAAAGCUGGGCCACGGAGAGCAACAGCCACCCGAAUCCAGCAAAUCUGUUGGCAACACCGCACGGAGACUUUCAAAGAUAGAGCUGAAUGGUAUCAAAGCAUCGGAUGCCACUGGACACGAUUGGGAGGACAUGUUCCAAUGGAUGGUGRGCAGAUCGGUCGAAAACUUUGAUCUCGUGGCCCACGCCAUUGAAGACUGGGACGGGCCCAGCGACGUCGAUCUGGGAGGUUAUGAUCGUGGAGGUAUAUCCUACCUCGAUGAAGACGUGCAGCAAAAGUUGGAACUACAAUACGCCCAGGCUAUAUUCGCAAGCUGUUACGCUGCACAGGCGAAUACCAAAGAGACGGUACAGCACGCGYACAGCGUUCUGGCUCGUCUUGCAGAACUUCUCGAUUUCGUUCCUCCACCCGACUUGGCCACCAGCGUGGGCUCGCUUCCUCGCAUUGAGCGCCACGCUGCCAAAUUGGACGAGUCUCGGACGGCCGCGGAUAUCAUGCCUGCAGCGCUCUUGCGUCCUGAGCAUCCUUUGACUACACCAAGACUCGCAACCUACAUGCUGCUUCAAAUGAUGGUCUACAGUGCAUAUCAGUUCUCCGGGCUGGGCUAUCCUUUAUCGCUCGUCAGCGUUGCCAAGCUUCUGUUCUACGCAACAGCAGAGGAGCAGAUGGAAGUGUUGCGAACAAUCCUUCGAGCACAAUCCAAGUCUGGUGUACGAAAGGACGAUUCUCAAUGGGUGGCAGACCGUGCCAAAUUACAAUGGCUAUGGAACUGGGGUAUUGACGACAGCGAAGACAACCAUCACGUUGGUGCCGGAGCGCUCGGCAAGAUCCAAAGAGAUGAUUUCGAGGACGAACUGCUGAAGCUAUUCAUUGAAACGAGCUGCUACAACCUUGCGAUCAGGCUGUACAUUACCGAGAAGCCGCACGAAACAGCAUCCCACCCUCGGGUCGAGAGCAUUGUCAUAGACAAAGCAAUGGAGGCUUAUGACAGCGCAAGUAAUGGGAACAGGACGAGAGGUGGCAUGAAGAAAGCCAACGACAUCAUCACCGCCUUCCGGUCUCACUUUCCAGACAGUGUGCGCAUCAAGCAAGCGAGUGCACUGAUUUCAGCGACACACGCCCUAUCCUUUUAUUCACUGACAUUACAACACGGCGUACCUUUCCAGCCCGUAAGCAUUCGUGCCAGCCAUGACCCCAUCUCGCUCAUCAGCAAGCUGCUCGAGCAGAAUCCUCGAAGCUACACGAAGCUCGAUGAUCUUGUGGACAUUGGACGAAACCUGGUCUCUGCCGGCUUGGUGCACGACGAGGACAUUGACAGUACGCAAGGGAAAGCAGUUGACAUGGACGCCAAUGAAAUAUCUCGACGCCAGAAAGACGCCGAGAGGCGGGUCACAUUCAUGGCAGUUGAGGCGUCUCUCAGAGAAAACGAUUUUGAGACAUCAUAUUCCUACAUUGUCAAUAGAUUGACACCUUCCGGCGCUGAUGUGGAGGCACCUAGACCGCAGAAGCAGCACAUCAAGCAAACUAGUCGCGGGACUAACAGUAUUACCGACGACGACAUCUCCUGGCGUGCCGCUUUUCUUGCUGGUCGUUAUCGCCCGAACGCAAGCACGCCACCUACACUACGCCGGUUAGAACAGCGAACAGAACUCCUUUCUCUAGCUCUUCUUCUAGCUCCAACCUCCGCUUUGACCGAGAUCCUUGCAGCGUGGCGUAGAUGUGAAGAGGAGACAACAUCGCUACAUCUCGCACAGCAACAAGCAGAAAAGGAAUUCGACGAUCGCGCAGAUAAGCGUUUGAGUGGAGGUGGCUCCAGCGCACUCCCUGGCAAUUUCACAGUACAGGGUGAGCAGCCGGAGCUUGUUCUGAAUCAAAAACGACGAGAAAUGGGCCGCAUGGGAGCAGACGGAGAUACACCGCUGAGUAUGUUCGAUCUUACUCGUAACGCAGCAAAAGCAUUCAGCAAGAAUGCCUUCCCGCUGCACGGAGAAGCGACGCGGACGUCAGGCGAACUCGAUCGGUCGAUGACGGGUAGCGCGGCAAGUUUUGGGAGUGAGGGUGCUCCGGUCAGGAAGAGAGACUACGUCGCCAAUGCAGUGAGCGGUGGUCUUGCAUCAGGACUUGGAUGGGUGUUGGGUGCUACUCCUGUCCAGCAGACACCGCCACGGUCUCCUUGA
This is a messenger RNA of Ramularia collo-cygni, 2895 nucleotides long. RefSeq names its product related to protein transport protein Sec39. Gene Ontology annotation, biological process: retrograde vesicle-mediated transport, Golgi to endoplasmic reticulum. The record is from RefSeq and is a predicted model, not a curated record. Bases 1 to 2895 code for a protein of 964 amino acids. NCBI's taxonomy places the organism in Eukaryota, Fungi, Ascomycota, Dothideomycetes, Mycosphaerellales, Mycosphaerellaceae. The transcript has 3 exons.